AUGGAUAAUACGCAGGAAAAUGGAGUUCAGCAAAUACAAGAUCCUAUAAUUAUUGAUUUGAUAGUCGAGCAGGAUCUGAGGGGUAUCCUAACUGAUGCUAUUAAAUUGAUGAUUCAGAAGACAAAUUUCAAGGGCCGGUUUGAAUCAACAUGGGAGCAGUUCUCUGGAUCAGAACCCAAAGAUGAUGGGGCCAGAAUUCUAUUUCCUUCUGGAGACACAGAUGUGCAUGUGGCAGUAGAACCAGAAGCAGCCGCCAUGCCGGUUGCAGAAACAGAAGCAACACCCAUACACGUGGUAGGAAGAUUUAUUGAGAGUGAUUAUGGUAUAAAGUUGAUUGAGGAGGGUCUGAGAAGUCUUGAAGGAGAAAAGAGUCAGAAUCAAUGUCGGUUUGUCCACCAUGACAGCAUUGUAAACAUGAAUCGAGGUGCAGCAAAACGCCUGGUUGGGAAUCUGAAACGAUUAUUUCCAUCGUUUCAUUCAACAUUCAUCGAGGGACAAACCCCACAGCAGGCAAAUGGAUACGACUACGUUGUGCUUGUAAUUGCUCUGUCAUACAAGAUAGUCUGCUGGUGGAACAAGGUAAAGAGUGGACAAAAGACAGACACAGAUUGGUUUGAUGUAGUUUCCAAGGUUAAUUCCAAGAUGGUUAGUGACAGAAGACGGCAGAUGUUUGCGAGGUUAAAGAAGAGUGCAUUUGAUUUGUCUUCUCGGUCAUAUAUGGGUGUUGCUUCUAUUCCUGCCACCUGUAUGGGUAUGGGUGUUGCUUCUAUUCCUGCCACCUGUAUGGGUGUGCCACCUAAGGAUGAGAGGUCGGGAGCUGAGAGCUGCUGGUGGUCGAGCUGCCUCCUCCCGAAUCCACAUCGCGAAAGGCGCCGCAGCCUCGUCCUGCCGAGAGUUGGCACCACCAGAGCCCUCCCACCAGAUCCACGCACGGGGCGGCGCAGUGGACCGGUGGAGGGGGCGCGGCCGCGCUUUGCGGACGGGGUGGAGGCGCGGGGGCGGGCCUGGUGCGGCGGAGCAGGGGUCGGGACUUUGGGGCUCAGGAGACAAGGGAGACCACAUAUAGCUAGGGUUCAAGAAGGGCAGCCAAGAAGACCAUCUGAUCAAGAAUCGACGGCCAGGAGACCAUGGGCUGAGUAG
Molecule: messenger RNA, 1140 nt
Organism: Miscanthus lutarioriparius
Lineage: Eukaryota; Viridiplantae; Streptophyta; Magnoliopsida; Poales; Poaceae
Source: the annotation of a GenBank genome assembly